Gossypium raimondii (Peruvian cotton) is the source of this 3273-nucleotide messenger RNA. RefSeq lists its product as uncharacterized. Gene Ontology annotation, molecular function: G-quadruplex RNA binding; protein binding. The coding region runs from base 403 to 3036 and encodes 877 amino acids. The record is from RefSeq and is a predicted model, not a curated record. The transcript is spliced from 7 exons. Gene Ontology annotation, biological process: positive regulation of transcription by RNA polymerase II. Lineage: Eukaryota; Viridiplantae; Streptophyta; Magnoliopsida; Malvales; Malvaceae. Gene Ontology annotation, cellular component: Ino80 complex; NSL complex; MLL1 complex.
GAGAAAGGGUUAGUGAAGGUAAAGAAGCCAAGUUCUACCCCAAAAAAAAGAAACAGGGGGGGCUUUUAUUUGUAGUUAACUUUUGGUUGGCAUUACCACACUCCGAUUUGAUUGAAAAUUCGUGAAAUCAUCAAAUCUAAUUUGUCCCCCACUUUCGACAGUACAACCCCACCAUCCCCCUGCUUUCAGUUUUUAGUUCUAGGUUUCCUCUUAAAAUUCCCUCCCACACACUCUUUUUUGUUCUUUUGUUUUUCGUUUUCAUGGUUCACACACUUGGAGAGACCCAAACCGACGCUUCGCCAGACAGAAAUCGUGGGAAGACAAAGUUGUAAAACGAAUAUAAAGAAAAGGGGGGAGGGGUUGAAAGGCGGCUCCUUCUUGCUUGGUUGUGCUCCAAAAUAGAUGGGGGCUUUGGCUCCAGUCCUUUCCACUUGGAUACCUGAAGAUGACCUUCUUUUGAAGAACGCUAUUGAGGCUGGUGCUUCUUUGGAAUCUCUUGCUAAGGGUGCAGUGCAGUUCUCUAGGAAAUUCACCGUUAGAGAACUGCAAGAUCGAUGGCAUUCUCUCCUUUAUGAUCCAGUUGUUUCCGAGGAGGCUUCUUCUCGCAUAAUCGAGUUUGAGCGUUCUGCUUCUUCCUUGUCUUUGAAAUUUGGCAGAACAGGAAAUUCAAAAGAUAACAAAAGUUUGGGUGGAAAGAGAAAGUCUGAGAGUGUCCGUAGCUGUUACUAUGCAUUGCGCAAAAGAAUUUGCAAUGAGCCUUUUAACACGAUGGACCUGAGUUUCCUUAUCGCACCUAAUGAUGGCAACUAUGUUGGGCUUGAAGAUGAGCCUCUACCUGGAAACUGCAUGCUUGGCAAUCCAAUUUCAGAUCAGUUUGGAGUUCAAGAAACAAAUAUGAAUAUAAUGAGUUGUUCUUUUCCGCAAAUGUUAGCUGAUGAUGGUGCUGGAGUGGGGGAUGAGUGCACAACAGAUGGCUUUCAGACUACUAAUCAUAAUCCAGAUGAUAGUAGUUUUCCUGUAGAGCCAGUUAAUCUACAUAAGGAAAUUCCUCAUAUGCUCAGAGAGAAUCAGUUUCUUCUAGAGAGUGGGUCUGGCAUUGAGGAAUUGCAUGGAUCUAAGGAAUUGCCUGUAAGCAGCUUGUUUUCCGCUAAUGAUUUAAUGGUAAAACCUUCAUCUACUUUCGAUCAAAUUAACAAUGAUCCAGAGAAUAUCUGCUCUGAGUUUGAGGGCAACCAGGUCUUCAACUCACCAGUUAUGGAUUGUGGAUUGUCUAUAUGGGGAACUGAUGAAGGCUUGUCUGCAUCUGCUAUUCCCACUGACGGUCAUGAGGAAAAAGAUAUGCAGGGAGAUGUAUAUGCACUUCCUGGUGACAUCGAUACUAAGAGUGAUCAUGCAGCAGAGCAUGAUGUUACUACUGAUUCUAAGUUGGAACCUGACAUGCCAUGUGCAGAAAUGGGACAUCAAACAGCUGAUACAGAAGGUUAUUUGGUGGAAAUUACUAACACCCUUAUGAAUGAUGAACCCUUUUUCAUGGAUGUUGAUGCGAAAGAUGUGAUUGGUAAGUCUUACUUUGAUGGCCUGAGCUCAUUUUUGGCAAGUUCACCUAAUAACUGUGAUCAAGAUCAAAUGCCUGAUGUAACUGAAGCUAUGGCAUCGGAAGCUCAAGAUAAUCUCGCAAAUGCGUCUUCAUGUCUUGGUGAAUUGGAUGAAGUUGCAGGAUCUUCUGCAGCAGAUGGGCCUGUUUCUUGUGAUUCAGAGGCCUUGAUGCUUUCUUCUGUAUUAACUUCAAAUUGUCAGUUCCCUGAACUGACUAAUGGUAUCAUUUGUUGCACAUUAAAUACUGAGGACCCAGAAAUUCCUUGCAAUGAAGAUGUGUUCUCCAAACAGCUGUGCCCAUCGGUUGUUUCCUCAACACAACACGUUUUCAAAGAAGCUGGCAAUCCAUUAUCUGCAUCUUUUAAAGAUUUUUCUGGGGGUCAGAAAACUGAUGGAGGUCCCUUUCUGGUUCAGAGAGAUCAAAGAGAUCCUGGGCAAUCUAUUGGAGUCUCUCAAACGAAAGAAUCACAAAUGGUACCAGAAAUGGGUCAACUUCAUCCAGUUAACAAUUGCAGAGUUAAAUGCAAGGAUUCUUCAUGUGUAGCACCUAAAACCGAUGGUUUUCUAGCCAAUGUUUCACCUCAAACUAAUUCCAAAAAUAUCACUGAAGGCACUCUCCAACCGACACUGCUGAAGGAAAGGAGUGAAAGUAUAAUAUCGGGAAAGCAUUUAGGUCAUACUUCUGCUGAUUCUUUACGAGAGAAACCUGGUCUUUGUUCUGAUAACCACAAUAGUUUGUAUUCUUUUGCCAUUAAACAAGAAGUGGAUGCUCUAGAAAAGAUUAAAGAUCACCAAGCCACUAGUGCAGAGGUGGGGCCCAUGGAUAUUAUUUCUCCAGAACCAGUUAUUGAUCAUCCACCUCCAGAUCUAGAAGAGUUAAUGAUUGAAAGUGAUGAUGAUGUUCCUUAUUUCUCAGAUAUUGAGGCAAUGAUCCUUGAUAUGGACUUGGAUCCUGAUGACCAAGAUUUGUGGGAUCAGGAAGUUGCUAGAUAUCAGCAUGAGGACUAUAAAAAAGCAAUUAUUAGGCUGGAGCAGGUUUCCCAUUCUUACAUGCAAAGGGCCAUUGCAUCCCAUGGAGCUUUUGCCAUUUUGUAUGGCCGCCAUUCCAAACAUUAUAUUAAGAAACCUGAGAUAUUACUGGGUAGAACAACAGAAGAUUUUGUUGUUGACAUUGACUUGGGAAGAGAAGGGUGUGCUAAUAAAGUGUCAAGGCGGCAGGCAAUUUUCAACUUGGAAGACGAUGGAUCAUUCCAUCUUAAAAAUCUCGGCAAGUGUUCGGUAUCGAUAAAUAACAAGGAAAUAGGUCCUGGACAGAGCCUGAGCCUUGAUUCGGGUUGUUUGAUUGAGAUAAGGGGAAUGCCAUUCAUCUUCGAGACAAAUCAAACAUGCGUGAAGCAGUAUUUGAAUAGUAAGUUGAGGAAGUCGGGAGGCCCAUGCUGAAAAGGACGAUUUGAGGACAGUCUUAGUGUUUUGUGGGGAAGACGGGAUUAAGAAUAGGGGGCAAUGGCAACAAAUCCUUUUUUGUAAUUAAAAACAAGUUUGAGAAAAAAGAAAAAUUGUAAUCCAUUGAUAUUCAAUAAGAGUCCUAGUUUCUCUUUUACAGAUUCGUUAGACCUUGUGUUUCUGUAUUUGUGCUUUAAAUAUUUAUAUAAAUUUUAAAAUAUUUUAUAUUCAUCA